Messenger RNA from Eruca vesicaria subsp. sativa (arugula), 3645 nucleotides. Lineage: Eukaryota; Viridiplantae; Streptophyta; Magnoliopsida; Brassicales; Brassicaceae. The record is from the annotation of a GenBank genome assembly.
AUGUUCUGGGCCAGGCCGGGCCGAAGGAAGAAUUUACCCAAAGUUUUGGAACGUUGUCGUAUUGAGGAUUCCCCAUUAUGCUCCUCUUUCGUGAACCCCCAGCCUCACUUCUCUCAAUCAAGACGCCGAACCCAAGCUCUCGUCUCUACUCUACCUUGCAGCGACGUUGCCUCUCUGGUUAACACCGGAGGAAUUCGUCUUUCUCUGAAUCGCACAGUCGGAACCGUCGACAUGGCCACUGCAGAAGCAGCUCAAGCUUCUGCUGGUCCACGAUAUGCUCCAGAGGAUCCCACUCUUCCCAAACCAUGGAAGGGACUUAUCGAUGGAAGCACGGGAGUUCUCUAUUACUGGAAUCCUGAAACGAAUAUUACUCAAUACGAAAGACCUUCUCCGCCUUUGCCAGCUGGAGCUCGUCCUCCUCACCCUUCCACAACACCGAAGCUUGCUCAAAUUCCUGUAGCUUCUGCAGGACAACAGGGACAUCAAGCUCAGCUUGAACAAGCAAGUCAUGUGCCUCAGCAACAACAGUCACAGCAAUACCCAGCUCAACAUGUAAGGCCUCAGAUGAUGCAGCAGCAGCAGCAGCAGCAUCCGGGUCAGCAGAUGCCUCAACAAUCAGGUCAGCAGUUUUCCCAACAACAGGGCCAAUCCAUGGCGACACAGCAACACGGGCAUCCUUCUCAACAAGGGUAUCAGCCAACGCAGCAGCAGCAGCAAGGAAUGCAGAACCAGCAUUCACAGAUGCCUCAUCAGUAUGCACAUUCACAACAACAGUACAUGGGUUAUCGGCCUUACAUGCAACCACAAGGGAUUCCAAAUUCACCUCAGGUUGGCCCACAGAGUCAGCAUUUUCCGAGCCAGCAAGAGUACAACUCAUUGGCGCCAAAGAGGGAAGGGGAAGUUUUCCAUAGGGGUGAGAAAACUGGGUUUUCUCAACCCCAUUUACAAAAUUCCGAAGCUUCGCCAUCUCAAAAUACUGCCUUUGAGGCUAAAGCAGCAUCGCAAAGACCAAAUGCAAACUUGGCUCUACCUCAGCAAUACAAUGGACCUCAAGCAAACAUUCAACAUCCUGAACAGUUUCAACAGCCAGGGGCUAAUUUUGUUCACCAGCAGCAUGGACCUAGGCCUCCAAAUCACAUGGACCAGAUGAUGCACCAGAAGUCUCAUGUUUCCCCUUUCCGAUCAAAUAAUACCUAUGAGAAUAAUCUACAAGCCAGACCUGGGAAUGACUCCUACGGUAACACAAGAAUGGAAGGGCCUGUGAGAGGUGCACAACCACGCCAUCCUGCAGCAAUGCCUGAGGAUAUAAGGAUACGUGGCGGUCAACCUGUAAAUGCUGAUCCCGCCAUGGGGAAUACAGGGCAUGGAACAUACGGUCACGCAGGUCCAGCUUUUUCAUCCGUAGGAAGGCCUCACUUUGUACCAACUCCUGAUGAUUCCCAUCUUUCGCCUGUUGAAAUGUACCGAAAACAACAUGAAAUCACAAUAACUGGUGAGAACAUUCCAGCACCGUUCAUCACAUUUGAAUCUAGUGGUCUCCCACCUGAAUUACUGAGAGAGUUGCUAUCUGCUGGAUUUCCAUCACCAACACCGAUACAGGCUCAAACAUGGCCAAUUGCUCUGCAGAACAGGGAUAUAGUUGCAAUUGCAAAAACUGGUUCUGGUAAAACAUUGGGAUACUUGAUCCCUGCCUUCACUCUUCUUAGACACUGUCGUAAUGACCCCCGCAAUGGCCCCACGGUUUUGAUCUUAGCUCCCACUCGGGAGCUAGCUACACAAAUACAAGAUGAAGCCCUUAGGUUUGGCCGGUCUUCCAGAAUAUCAUGCACUUGCUUGUAUGGUGGAGCUCCAAAAGGUCCUCAAUUACAAGAGUUGGAACGAGGAGCUGAUAUUGUGGUGGCAACUCCUGGUCGCCUAAAUGAUAUACUGGAGAUGAGGAAGAUUGAUUUCCAGCAAAUUUCCCUUCUGGUGCUUGACGAGGCAGACCGAAUGCUUGACAUGGGUUUUGAACCCCAAAUCCGUAAGAUUGUGAAUGAAAUACCUCCGCGGAGACAGACUCUUAUGUACACUGCAACUUGGCCAAAAGAAGUUAGGAAAAUUGCAAGCGAUCUUCUUGUGAACCCUGUCCAAGUUAACAUAGGCAGCGUAGAUGAGUUGGCUGCAAACAAGUCGAUAACGCAGUAUGUUGAAGUUGUCCCACAAAUGGAGAAAGAGAGGCGUUUGGAGCAAAUCCUAAGGUCGCAAGAACGAGGUUCAAAAGUUAUAAUAUUCUGUGCCACGAAGAGGCUUUGUGACCAUCUUUCACGCAGCGUAGGACGUAAUUUUGGUGCUGUUGUAAUCCAUGGAGACAAAUCUCAAGGCGAGAGAGACUGGGUACUUAACCAGUUCCGCAGCGGGAAGUCGUGUGUGUUGAUAGCUACUGACGUUGCUGCCAGGGGACUCGAUAUAAAAGACAUAAGAGUUGUGAUCAACUAUGAUUUUCCAACUGGUGUUGAAGACUAUGUUCACCGUAUUGGGAGAACUGGUCGAGCUGGUGCAACUGGAGUUGCAUUCACUUUCUUUACAGAGCAAGAUUGGAAAUACGCGCCUGAUUUGAUCAAAGUCCUGGAAGGAGCAAACCAGCAAGUACCACCUCAAGUGAGGGAUAUUGCAAUGCGUGGUGGUGGCGGUGGUGGUCCAGGUUUUAGCCAGGACCGAAGAGGCGGCAUGGUAAACCGUUUUGACUCUGGCCGUGGUGGUGGCCGUUGGGAUUCUGGUGGUGAGUUUGGUGGGCGUGGUGGUGGAUUUGGAGGCCGAAGUGGCGGAUUUGGAAUGAGAGAUGAUUCAUUUGGACGUGGCCGGGGCUUUCCUGGUCCUGAUGCUGGUCGUAUGAAUGUGGGUAGAGGUGGAUUUGGUCGGUUUGGUAAUAACAAUAUGGAUGGCCGAGGCUUUGGUCGUGGUGUUGGUGGUGGUAGAGGCUUUAGUCGUGGCGGUGGUGGUGGACGGUUUGAUAACAGAAGAGGUAGAAGCCGUAGCAGAAGUCCUGAUUUGGUUAGGCCACGUCGUAGCCCGAGCUAUAGCCGAAGCCGAAGCAGGAGCUACAGUCGCAGCCGUAGCAGGAGCUGGUCACGCUCAAGGAGUCGUAGCCCUAGGCGUAGCCGUGACCGUGGUGGUCAUAACCGGAGCAGAAGCUAUAGCCGUAGUCCUAGUCCGGUUAUUGAAAGAAGGGAUAGGCGACCUCGUGUUUCCGGGUUUGAUAUUAAACCACCAGCUGAGUCUGUCGUGAAUCCGGACAUUGCAGGAGCCGCUGUGGUCCCUACGCCAUUGUCUGAGAGACAAGGGAAUGGUGUUGUCGAGUCUGAGGUAAAAACAGCUUUAGUUGAUGAACCCUAAUAGCGAAGACUCGAAACAGAGAAUGAUUUUAAAUCCUCAAAAAUGAAGAAAUCACUAUUCAUCCCAAUAUGUUUGGUUAUUGAAUUGGAGGUCUUGCAAGAUUUGUUGGCUGGAGUUUCUUUUAUUUUUGUUUUAUUUUAUUUUCCCUCGUUUUCUUGUUGUAUUAUGGAGAGUUAGUUUGUAAUGUGUAUUUGAGAAUUUUAUGAUUUUAUCGUUUAUGUAAACACCACCAACUACCUUCAAAAAAUAUCUGGACUACAGACUAGGUACACA